UCUUCUUUUGUCCGUGCUUCACAUCCCUACUAUUUAAAAUGAGGAUGUUCAUCUUAGUACUCCCAACUUCCUUCAAUGCUGUGUUGCUAAAACAAACCAAAGGUACGGAUUGAGAGAUGAAAUAUGUGUUUGUCAAAGGCAGCUUUUAUAGAAAGGGGUGGAGAGAGCGCAUUCCACAAUGAUUUCAGACACACGGGAGUGUGCAGCUAAAGUAAGACUCAAAUCAAGCACAGGACAACCACACAGGAGACAGCGGGAUCAACCUUCAAGCUCCAGUUGCUUGGCUUCGCAGCUGCUUUGCGCUAUCUCGGUUGGGUCCUUCAAAGGAUGAAGCCCCAAGAGAAACGGACCCGCCCCGUUUCUCUUGACUGGCAGACAUGGCCUCAGCCUGCAGCAUCCUUUAUGAAGAGCAGCUCCUGUGUUCAAUCUGUCUGGGUGCGUUCAAUGAGCCCGUCUCCACUCCAUGUGGACACAACUUCUGCAAGGGUUGCAUCACGCAGUACUGGAACAGUCAGAUCAAUGGACCUGCAAAAUGUCCCCUCUGUUUGAAAAAGUUGGGCAACAAACCGAAGCUCAGGGUCAACACAGAGUUCAGAGAUGUGGUGGAGCAUUUCAACCGCAUCAGAGAAAAAGAUGGACCUAAGAACAUCGCCCAACCAGGAGAGGUUCCCUGUGAUGUCUGCAACGAGCCAAAGCUCAAGGCCCACAAGACGUGCCUGGUGUGUUUGGCCUCGUACUGUGAGCCGCACCUGGAGUCCCACCAGAAGCUGAAGAAGCACAAACUGAUCGAUCCCGUGUCCAACCUGGAGGACAGGGUGUGCAAGAAGCACGACAAGAUGCUGGAGCUGUUCUGCCGCACAGACCAACACUUUGUUUGCGCCAUGUGUUUGAACGACGACCACGAGGCGCAUGAGGCGGUCACCCUGGAGCGCGUGUUCAAAGACAUGAGAGCCACGUUGGAGAGCGUGGCCUCAGAGAUGAAAAAGAUGGAGAAUGUUAAAUCAGCCAGUGUUAAAAAAAUCAAAGGCUUACUUCAGAAGAGCAGGAAAAUGUCAGUAAAUGAUAUUGGUCAGAUUGUACAAGUUUUAGCACCUCUGAUGGCUUCUCUGCAAAGAAAGCAGAAUGAGUUGGUUAAGGUAGUUGAACAGAAGCAGAAAGAAUCAGAGAAACAAGCUGAAGACCAGAUAACUCUGCUGGAGCAAGAACUUUCUGAUUUGAGAAGAAGAAGAUCUGAAAUUGAGCGUCUUAUAAAGUCAGAAGACUACCUCUACCUGCUGCAAAACUGCCCAUCCACACUAACACCUGAGACCCCUAAUCCGAUGGAUCCACUAACUGAGCAGCACAUCUAUGCAGGGUUAGUGAGACAGUCAGUAGCCCCGAUUAAAGAAAGAGUCAAUAAUGAGAUGGAGAUCCUGAUUCAAAAGAUCAGGUCGCCUAAUUGUUGUGAUCCACCUGAACAGUCAGAAGAAACUGAAGACAUGAGUGCAACAAACUCUCCUGAAGGUGUGUGGCGUCCACCGAAGGACGAGCUAAUGAUGAUUCAGCAAUGCAAUGAAGUCAAUGUGACUUUAAACUCCUACAGCGCCCACCCAUACCUCAUAGUGUCUGCAGAUGGGAAGGCUCUGAGCAUCAGAGAAAGUGAGCCAUUGUUUCCUGCUUUUGGCUGGAGAUUUGAACAUUACUGUGCUGUGUUGGCAAACGAAGGUUUUUCUUCAGGAAGAUUCUACUAUGAAGUUGAGGUCAACAGAAGUGAAUCCUGGGUCUUGGGAGUGGUCAAAGAGUCCAUUAACAGGGAUGAAAUGUUCCCACUCAUACCUGAGCAUGGAGUCUGGGUAUUAUUUGGAUCACUAUGUCCAAAAAACUACGAGAAAAUUGGUGUAUUUGUUGAUUAUGAGAAGGGAGAAGUCUCCUUCUAUGACACAAUGGCCAGGACUCUGAUACGGUCGUUCACAGAAUGUUGCUUUACUGAGACCAAAACAGGACUACAAGCUCUUCUUUACUCUUUUGUUGGACUUUCCACUGUUCACAGGCCAAAGCUUUACCCUUUCUUUUGUUUUUCUGGAUUUAUAACUGAUACUCUUGCCAUCACUCCUGUACAAUGUACAUCCUAAAAUGCUCGAGAAAAGAAUAAUCUGAUUCAGAGUUUUUGUUUACACCAGAGAUACUAAUAAUAAAAUCAAUGCUUGAAGAUGUUGAUUAGAAGCUCCCACUGGAUCUUGUAAUAUUUUCCAUUUUAACUGAAGUAAUUGCUCUGGUGUUGAUCUGGAACAAAUCCUCGCUCUGAGAAAUUCACAGAAAGAAUCUGGCUAAAUUUCUAAUAAAGAAAG
Molecule: messenger RNA, 2327 nt
Organism: Fundulus heteroclitus (mummichog)
Lineage: Eukaryota; Metazoa; Chordata; Actinopteri; Cyprinodontiformes; Fundulidae
Product: E3 ubiquitin-protein ligase TRIM39
Exons: 4
Coding region: 378-2111 (577 amino acids)
Molecular function (GO): protein binding; zinc ion binding
Source: RefSeq, a predicted model, not a curated record